This is a messenger RNA of Kogia breviceps (pygmy sperm whale), 3407 nucleotides long. It is a transcript of the gene JAKMIP2, whose product is annotated as janus kinase and microtubule interacting protein 2. NCBI's taxonomy places the organism in Eukaryota, Metazoa, Chordata, Mammalia, Artiodactyla, Physeteridae. The record is from RefSeq and is a predicted model, not a curated record. Gene Ontology annotation, molecular function: kinase binding; microtubule binding.
AUCCUCCGAGAGGGAGGAGGCCUAGUGGUGAUGCUGCUGCUUCUGCCGCCUCGACUGCUGAUACUCUAGUGAGGCUGGAAGGGUGGUUCUUAUUCGCACCGUCGCCAACCAGAGAGUGAGGGAAAAAAAUCCCAGCAGCCGCUGCUGAUGUUGGGUUCGGAGGCUGCAUCCGACUCGGUCACAAGGAAAAUGGAUUCAGUUUGCAUCUCUCCCUCCUUUCAACAGCUUCGCCGGGUCUCAGCAUGGGCUUCUAGGACAGCGGCUGAGAAGACCUUCCCGAGGGGCAGCACGCAGUAGCUGCUGAGCAUUCGCAAUCAGGAGAAGCAGCAGUAACAUGGGAGCCCCUGCUUGAGAGGAAUUAAACACCAACAGACUCCAUUCAGAGAGGAACAAUGUCCAAGAAAGGGCGAAAUAAGGGCGAGAAGCCCGAGGCGCUCAUUGUCGCCCUUCAAGCUGCCAACGAAGACCUCAGGACCAAGCUCACAGACAUCCAGAUAGAGCUGCAUCAAGAGAAGUCCAAGGUAUCUAAACUCGAAAGAGAGAAAACUCAAGAAGCCAAAAGGAUCCGUGAGCUAGAACAGCGCAAACACACGGUCCUGGUGACCGAACUCAAAGCCAAGCUCCACGAGGAGAAGAUGAAGGAGCUGCAGGCCGUGCGGGAGAAUCUCAUCAAGCAACACGAGCAGGAAAUGGCCCGGACAGUGAAGGUGCGGGACGGGGAGAUCCAGAGGCUCAAGUCGGCGCUGUGUGCGCUCCGGGACGGCAGCAGCGACAAAGUAAGGACAGCGCUCACCAUCGAGGCCCGCGAGGAGGCCCGGAAACUGUUUGAUGCAGAGCGCCUUAAGCUCUUACAGGAAAUUGCGGACCUGAAAACGGCCAAGAAGCAGGUGGAUGAGGCGCUAAGCAAUGUGAUCCAAGCGGAUAAAAUCAAGGCUGGGGACCUCAGGAGUGAGCAUCAGUCCCACCAAGAAGCCAUCUCCAAGAUCAAGUGGGAGUCGGAGCGGGAUAUUCGGAGGCUGAUGGAUGAAAUCAAAGCCAAGGACAGGAUCAUCUUUUCCCUGGAAAAGGAACUGGAGACCCAAACAGGCUAUGUACAGAAACUGCAACUGCAGAAGGAGGCUUUGGAUGAACAGCUCUUUCUGGUCAAGGAGGCUGAAUGUAACAUGAGCAGUCCAAAACGAGAAAUUCCGGGAAGGGCAGGAGAUGGCUCUGAACACUGCAGCAGUCCUGAUUUGCGAAGAAAUCAAAAGAGAAUAGCUGAGUUGAACGCCACUAUAAGAAAAUUAGAAGACAGGAAUACCUUGCUUGGAGAUGAACGAAAUGAAUUGUUAAAACGCGUGCGGGAAACCGAAAAACAAUGUAAACCUCUUCUGGAAAGGAACAAGUGCCUCGCCAAGAGAAACGAUGAACUGGUGGUGUCUUUGCAGCGCAUGGAAGAGAAACUAAAAGCCGUUACCAAGGAAAAUUCAGAAAUGAGAGAAAAAAUUACAUCUCAUCCACCCUUGAAGAAAUUAAAGUCUCUGAAUGACCUCGAUCAAGCUAAUGAAGAACAAGAGACAGAGUUUCUAAAACUUCAGGUCAUUGAACAACAGAACAUUAUUGAUGAGCUCACAAGGGACCGGGAAAAGCUCAUUCGUAGGAGAAAGCAUAGAAGAAGUUCCAAGCCAAUUAAGAGACCUGUUUUGGACCCAUUUAUUGGCUACGAUGAGGACUCCAUGGACUCAGAAACAUCAUCCAUGGCCUCGUUUAGAACAGACCGAACGCCAGCUACUCCUGAUGAUGACUUGGAUGAUAGUCUAGCAGCUGAAGAAUCUGAGCUACGAUUCCGACAAUUAACAAAAGAGUACCAAGCUCUCCAAAGAGCCUAUGCCCUCUUGCAGGAGCAGACUGGAGGCAUCAUUGAUGCUGAAAGAGAAGCCAAGGCUCAAGAGCAACUCCAGGCAGAGGUGCUAAGGUAUAAAGCCAAAAUUGAAGAUCUGGAAGCGACUCUGGCUCAGAAAGGGCAGGAUUCACACUGGGUAGAAGAUAAACAACUUUUCAUUAAGAGAAACCAGGAGCUUUUAGAAAAGAUAGAAAAACAAGAGGCAGAAAAUCACCGGCUCCAACAGGAACUGCAGGAUGCCAGAGACCAGAAUGAGCUGCUGGAGUUUCGAAAUCUAGAGCUAGAAGAAAGAGAGAGACGAUCCCCUCCAUUUAAUCUGCAAAUUCACCCGUUCUCAGAUGGUGUGAGUGCUCUACAGAUCUACUGUAUGAAAGAAGGUGUCAAGGAUGUGAACAUCCCUGAUCUCAUAAAGCAGCUUGAUAUCUUGGGUGAUAAUGGGAAUUUAAGAAAUGAAGAGCAAGUGGCUAUAAUUCAGGCCAGCACUGUGCUGUCCCUGGCAGAAAAGUGGAUCCAGCAAAUUGAAGGAGCAGAGGCUGCCCUGCACCAGAAAAUGAUGGAAUUGGAAAGUGACAUGGAACAAUUCUGCAAAAUCAAAGGCUAUCUGGAAGAAGAACUAGACUACAGGAAACAAGCUCUCGACCAAGCAUAUAUGAGAAUCCAGGAACUAGAAGCGACUUUGUACAAUGCUCUGCAGCAAGAAACUGUUAUCAAGUUUGGUGAAUUAUUAACUGAAAAACAGCAAGAGGAGCUGAGGACAGCAGUGGAAAAGUUACGGCGGCAGAUGCUGAGGAAGAGCAGAGAGUACGACUGUCAGAUUCUACAGGAGAGAAUGGAGCUCUUACAGCAAGCCCAUCAGAGAAUUCGUGACUUAGAAGAUAAAACAGACAUCCAGAAAAGACAGAUAAAGGACUUAGAAGAAAAGUUUCUGUUUCUAUUCUUGUUCUUCUCUCUUGCCUUUAUUCUAUGGCCUUGAUGUCAAGGUGCCUCUUACAGAAUAACCGAAAACACGGAUAAGACUGCAGAAAAGCAGAUACUUCUAAACCUUCAAAGAUGGCAGAAAUGUUUACAGCAGUGAAAGGGAGAUCAAACGCUUAGAACUAUAAUGUAGCCAGGACUACAGCUGUGUAUUUUAAAGCCAUUAUUCAAGGUUUCUUACUUGACAGUUCCUACAUGACCCUGUUGAAAAUCUACAAUAUAUGCUGCAUUUAAUGAAACAUGUGUAGGUCAAACCAGAAGGAAAGAACAAUAAACAUAGAUUGCCUGAAGAAAACAUUUCAGCAAUGGAAACAGUUUCAGCAGAUCAAGCAAAGAUGUGUCUUGGACAUGGAACCAAAGUUACAAAGAAACAUUCUACCCCUGCUGUGCAGGGGAUGUCAUUUUAAUGUAACACUACACCCCAUGGAAACACUAGUCCUGAAAUAAACAUCAUUUUAAAAAAUCAAACAAACAAAUAAGGGUGGGUGGGGAUUGAAGCACGAGGAAUACCUAUGAGGAGCUAUUUACAAUAAAAUAUUUCAUUUGAAAA